Messenger RNA from Zerene cesonia (dogface butterfly), 1932 nucleotides. It is a transcript of the gene Ns1, whose product is annotated as guanine nucleotide-binding protein-like 3 homolog. The coding region runs from base 161 to 1882 and encodes 573 amino acids. Gene Ontology annotation, cellular component: nucleolus. The record is from RefSeq and is a predicted model, not a curated record. Gene Ontology annotation, molecular function: GTP binding. The transcript is spliced from 9 exons. Lineage: Eukaryota; Metazoa; Arthropoda; Insecta; Lepidoptera; Pieridae.
UAUUUCUAGUUGUGUCAAGUGUCAUAACAAAAAAAUGUGGAUGGUAUUCAAAAUCCACAUUUAUCUGAAGGCUUAAAUAAUUGAUAAUAAAAAAUUGAUUUCACUUAUAUUUGUAAAUUGUAUAUAAUUAUUAAAGUUUGCAUAACAGUGAGACUAUAUAAUGGCAAAAUUUAAACUAAAGAAACCUUCUAAGCGUCAGCCAGCGCGUCUUCGUUACAAAAUAGAGAAAAAAGUUAAAGAACACAACAGAAAAGUUAAAAAAGAGGCAAAAAAGAAUCCAAAAUCUAAGAAAGCCAAGCCGAUUCAGAUUCCUAAUGAAUGUCCAUUCAAGGAAGAUAUUUUAAAGGAAGUGGAAGCUGUUAAGAAGCACAAGGAAGAAGAAAGGCAGAAGAGAAGGGAACUAGCUAAACUUGAAAAACAGAAAAGACAAGAAGAAAAGAAAGGAACAAACAUGGAUAUGGAUACACUAGUAGCAAAUGCGGAAGCCAGAGGGAAAGUUCACGAAGCAUUCAAGGGGAAUGACAAUGAAACUGAUGAUGGAAUCGGUAAGGACAGACAGCAAGAAAACUCAUUGAAGACUUACUAUAGAGAAUUUAAGAAGGUUAUAACAGAGGCUGAGGUGAUUUUAGAAGUGGUGGAUGCGAGAGACCCCUUGGGUACCCGUUGUACUCAGGUGGAAGAAGCAGUACGGGAGUCUGGGAAACGCCUUGUUUUAGUAUUAAAUAAAGCAGACUUAGUGCCUCGUGAUAAUCUAACAGCUUGGUUAAAGUAUCUUCGAAGAACAGCCCCUGCAGUGCCAUUCAAGGCGUCCACUCAAGACCAGCAACACAACCUUGGUAGAAAGAAGAUGAAGCACAUUGUGAAAGAGAAAGAGAUGAAAGGAUCUGCCUGUGUUGGCGCAGAGUUACUAAUGAGUCUUCUUGGCAACUACUGUAGAAACAAAGGUAUCAAGACAUCCAUAACUGUGGGUGUUGUUGGUCUGCCUAAUGUUGGCAAGAGUUCGAUCAUCAACAGCUUGAACAGAUCUCGCGCCUGCAAUGUUGGUAGCACACCUGGAGUUACCAAACAAAUGCAAACCGUACAGCUGGACUCGAAGAUCAAGAUCCUGGACAGUCCGGGAAUAGUGUUCCAUUCAGGAUCCGAGAGUGAUGCAACAGUGGCUUUAAAGAAUGCCAUUCGGGUGGGAGCUUUGAAAGAUCCCGUGACACCUGCGAACGCGAUCCUGCAGCGCGCCAAUAAGCACACGCUUGUGGCUCUGUAUUGUAUUCCCGAGUUUAGCACACCGCAAGAAUUCUACGCAAGUCUCGCGUCAAGAAUGGGGCGUUACAAAAAGGGAGGUGUGCCCGACCAAGAGGCCGCUGCAAGAAUAUUGCUUAAUGAUUGGAACACUGGGAAGGUCCGCUAUUUCACUGAGCCUCCAGAGACACCAGCGUCUGAAGUGCAUGUAGACGCUAAAAUCGUGACGUCAUUGGCACAAGAUUUCGACAUUAAUUCCUUUGAAGCGAUGGAAACUGAAGCCAUUAAUGCACUGAAUAGUCAACCUAGUGACGAUGCUAUUAAAAUAUCUAGCACGGGUCCAGUAUCAGCUAUGGAUGAAAUGCAAAUUGAUGAAGAAGCUGGAUUACUAUCAAAAACGGUCAAUAUUCGACCAAAACUAGACAAGACAGGGAGGAAUGCGGAGAAGGCGAAAAACGACCCUGAAAUGCUCAUAGAAGGCAACACUAAACAAAAUAAACUAAGGAAAAUCCAAUUUAAGAAGGAUAAGAAGAAAAAGGCGAAAAAUGAGAAGAAAGCGGUGCAAUUGGCUGAUGUUUUAGAAACUGUCACUUUGACGUCUUUUAAGAAAGAUGACUACAGUUUUAAGGAAGAUUUCUCAUUGUAGUGAGGCAUGUUGUAUGCUAAGUUGAAAUAUAUUGUAUAUUUCUGUAUGAA